Messenger RNA from Arvicanthis niloticus (Nile rat), 2628 nucleotides. RefSeq names its product family with sequence similarity 163 member B (gene Fam163b). The record is from RefSeq and is a predicted model, not a curated record. NCBI's taxonomy places the organism in Eukaryota, Metazoa, Chordata, Mammalia, Rodentia, Muridae.
CUCCAGCGCGCGCCCCGCGCCCGGGACUGGGCUGGAGUCGUGCGUGUCGCUCGCAGAGAGGCAGCUGGGCGUCCAGAGCUGUGGCCGCAGCGCGCAGCUGGCAGGGAGUCUCGCCUGGCCACGCACUUGCUUCCUUUGGGGCCUCCAGGAGUCUCUUGGCACUCACCUUGGCAGCCCAGCACCAGCAGGCGCCACUGGCCUUGGCCUGGGCUGCAUUUGCCGCUACUCGCUGUGCCCGGGACAGAGGGACGCCCGCCCCAUCACGUGUGUCCAAGUCCUCCGCAGCCGGGGCAGCGUGGUUCCCAUGGUUCAAGGCUGUUGAUGGAGAAGUGGGCGGAUGACAGCCGGAACUGUGGUCAUCACUGGGGGCAUCUUGGCAACUGUGAUUCUGCUCUGUAUCAUCGCUGUUCUGUGCUACUGUCGGCUUCAGUAUUACUGCUGCAAGAAGGACGAAUCCGAGGAGGACGAGGAGGAACCCGACUUUGCCGUGCACUCCCACCUGCCGCCCCUGCAUUCCAACCGCAACCUCGUGUUGACCAACGGGCCUGCUCUCUACCCAGCUGCCACCACCUCUUUCAGCCAAAAGUCCCCACAGGCUCGUGCCCUCUGCCGCAGCUGCUCCCACUACGAGCCACCCACCUUCUUCCUGCAGGAGCCAGAGGACGACGACUUUGAGGGUGUGCGCAACGGCGGGGGCCGUGUGGCCUACAAAAGCAUCAGCCAGGAAGAUGUGGAGCUGCCGUCUGCAUCUGCGAGCUUUGGAGGCCUGCAGGCGCUCAACCCCAACCGCCUUUCUGCCAUGCGAGAGGCCUUUUCCCGGAGCCGCAGUGUAAGCACGGAUGUGUGACAGGUCUCUAUCCUGCUGAGGCUCCAGUCCCUGGGUCCUGAGAUCAUGACGGGAGACCCGUGGCAUACCCUGGCCCCAUCUUCAGACCUCCGCCUAGCCUGUCUUCCCUGUGUCCUUGUCCUAGGGGCUCCAGGAAUGGGGAACCCCUGGGCCAUCUAUGAGGAUCAAGCCCAAUGAACCUGAUAUGGCAGCUGUGAAUAGGGACAGCUGGCGCAAGAAGGGAGGCAGGGGACAGGAGGGUAAGGCAAGGCUGUGUUGGGGCCCAGGGGCCAGGUCUUAUUUCCAGGAAGUGAGAAGAUGGAUAAUGUCAACCCUAGCAACUUGUCUGUCUCUGGCUUCAUCGUCUUCCCUGUCAGUCUCUCGCCAGGCCUUGGGCUUCCUACCUGCUUAGGGGAGCAGUGGCCUCACUGGUUGCCAGUGGCCCAACAAGCAUGAACCUUCUUUAGAGACUGUGGACCAAAUAAAUAUUCUGUCCUUUCACCCUGUUUCUGCUUUCCCAUCCUUCUCUCCACCCUCUCUUCAUUCCUUCUCCCAGCUUCUGUCUCAUGCUCAUGAACCUAGAUACCAAGCAUCUGUCCCAAGUUUGAGAUGCCCAUUGCCCUGGCCUCCCUCAAGAUGGACAAGUCUCCCUGUAAGCAGGGAGAGUUUUAGUGUCAUCAGUACUUGGACACUUGCUCUAUCCACUCUGCUUUUUGCUGAGAAAAGAGGCAUAGGCACAGAGGGCCUAGCUCUGGGAGGAGUGACGCUAAUACACAUCCAGCACUUAGCCCUAACCCCAGACGAGUGACAGACACAUCCAGCUAGGUUGCAGAAACACUGGAAGUGGCCCAGCUAUGCACCAGAGGUCUUAGGUGUCGACUUGCUGUGACUCUUAGGCAGGCCAUCCCAUUCAUAGGCUUGCCUCCUCAUACAUGUACUUUGGGGGGUGAGGGGACUGGCUGCAGAAAGCCUUUUGAACUCUGGUCCUCAGCAGGUAGAGGUCCUUAGGGGAAGCUGAGCUAUAGAACAUCCACUUCUUGUUUCCUGCUCAGAAUGAGGCACCCUGGGCCCAGCCAGCCAGAGCUCACUGCCCCUUAUGAAAGUCUUGUCUUUACCUAUGCCACUCCAAGCCCUCAACUGUCUGAGAAAUUGUAUCAGGUAGCCAAGAUGCUCCAAACCCAGGGCCCUACCCAUCAGGAAUGCAGCUCUCCUGCUCCUAAAAGAGACACCAUUCUUGGCAGCAUAGCCUCAACUUCCUUUCCCCUUGGGCUGUUUUUCAUCCCCAGGCCCUGCCAUGGAGCUCCAAAUGGGAACAAGUGUCCCGUGAAGGUGCCUUCCUGUAGGACAGUGGCCACCCCUGGGCCAGAUACCACAGCAGAGACCUCCACACUUAUUACAGGCAGCUGAACAACACUAGUGAGGAUCUGCUGUCUUUGGCAUUCUGAAUUCCUUCUUCUUUUCUUUUCCUGCCUCAGUUUGGUUUUGCUAACAGAAUCCACCCUUAGAAACAGACGCCCCAGCCUACUUCUUUCCCCUCUACUUCCUUUGUCCCAUUCCAUCCUGUGGCAUCUGUCCUUUGCAUUGCUUGGGGUAUGGGUGAGAUAGGGAGGGGUGCUCUGGGCUGUUCUGUCUCUGCCUCCUAUUCCCCCUUCAUUUUUUACCCCCACCAUCUCUGUAUAGAUCCAUAGACAUCUUCAAAGUGAAUUAAGUAUCUUCCCUACCACUUAACACCAUCACGGGACCAGCCAGGGACCCACACAGCACCCUGAAAAAAGCAAAAGCCAAUAAAUUUGUUUCCCACA